Paramecium sonneborni is the source of this 1677-nucleotide messenger RNA. The record is from the annotation of a GenBank genome assembly. Lineage: Eukaryota; Ciliophora; Oligohymenophorea; Peniculida; Parameciidae.
AUGACUAACAUUAUUGAGGAAUCAAUGAUAAUUAAUAGACUUACUUCUCCAUAAAAAUUUAAUACUCCAAAUUAAUCACCUUUGCGUUUAACACCAAUACAACCUAAGACUCAUAAAUAUUCAAGUAAACAAAACAGUAAAACCAAUUUGCUUGACAUUCAUAAUCAUAAAAAUGUAGAAUAAUAAGAUUCAGAUAUUGUUGAUAAUCCUAUGAGUAGCUAAUUUGAUUUAACACAAGAGGAUGCUAAAGAAAAUGAAUUAGAACUUGAUCUAAAAUAAGUAUAAACUGAAAUUAAUGACUAAUAAACAAUCUCCUAUUAAAAUCUAGAUGAAAUCUAACCUGAAAAUUAAACAUAAUAGCCUCAAUUACUUACUAAUAAAAAUGCAAAUACUAUACAAAAUUAAAUCUAAAAACAUAAAUAAAUUAUCUUAAAAAAUACUUAAAUUGCAACAAAUACUAUCUAAAAUCAACAUGAAUAAAAACAAUAAUAAUAAGUAAAAUAGGAAGAAUUUUCUUAAGAAUAAAGCUAAUCAAAACAACUUGAAAAAUAAAUGGUAGAAAACUUGAAAGAAAUUUACUUAUUUUACUCAAAAUAAGCAAUUACAACAAAUAAAUAUUAAACCUUUGAUAAAUUGCAACAAUUAUCAAGCAUUAUGAUUUUGUAAAAGUUUAUGUUUUUUUGCAAAGAUUUUUAACUAAUAGACUUAGAAAUUACUAAGGAACUCAUAUUAAAAUUGGGAGGUAAAAUAAAUGAGUUAACCUUUAAGAAAAAUUAGAAUCAAUUUAAAUUCAAUCAUAAAAAAAAUUUCAUUGUUACUAAAUUUAACUUAGUAGAAAUCUAUAAAAAAAAUGCAAAUUCACAAAUGGAACUUUCAAAUGAAAAUUUUUAAAUGGUUAUCAUUAAACUAGCUUAAUUAAUCUUUCCAGAGCAAAAUGAACUUAUGUAUGAAUAUUUGAGCUUAAAUAAUCCAAAAGGAUACAGAUAGAAAAUGCAAAUUAUAGGUAGGCCAUUUUAUUCUAAAGAAUAACAGGAAAUAUUGACACAAGAAAAACUUUAUGAAAGAAAAAUUUAUUUACCUUCAAAACCAAAAGUUAGAGUAGAAAGUGUAAAAAAAGAGAGACUAUCCCUUGAAGUUGAAUUUCCUAAGGUAAAUUUAACUUCAAGAUGCAAAAAAAAGUAUAAACUGAAUGAAACUCGAGAUAAGGAGGGAAGUGGAAUUAAUUGGGAUGAUUUGGAUGAUUUAUAAUAGCAUUUUGAUCCAAAAUAAUUUAUUUUAGAAUAAGACUUAAGUGAUAAGGAAGACGAUUACUAUUUAUCUGAGUAUUCUAAACAUGGACAAAGCUUAAAAAAAAAAAUAUAAGAUUAAAUGAUGAAUUAAAAAGAUCUAUAAAUUAAAAUUCCUCAAAUUUCUAUUUAUAGUAAUAUUCUUAGUUCCAAUCAUAAAAUUGAGCAUAAACUUACCAACAAUAUGUUAACUUCUGGAAAUACUAGGCUUUCGAAUAACAAAUCUUUUGAUUUGCAAGAAAAUUCAAAAAGAAAGAAGUCAGUAGGUUAGUAGCCUUUAAAAAUUGAAUAAGCCAAUCUAGAGAAAUAAAAUUAGAUUUACAGAGCUUUUUUGAAUUAGCAAUCAUAUAGGGAAAAAAUGGUUAAUAAAAAAAAAAUAAUUUUGAUUUGA